Molecule: messenger RNA, 408 nt
Organism: Prunus armeniaca (apricot)
Lineage: Eukaryota; Viridiplantae; Streptophyta; Magnoliopsida; Rosales; Rosaceae
Source: the annotation of a GenBank genome assembly
AUGCAGGAAGCAUCGCAAAAACUAGGAUUUUACUUGGGUGAGGAAGACAUGGAGUUUUCCAGCUUCUCAAGCGGGACCGAACGUGCUGUCAAGACUUGGCAAGUGGUGGUGGUGAUGAAGGUGGUUGUUGUAGUGGUGGUGGUGGUGGGGGGGGAUGGCGGUUGUGGAGGUGGUGGUGGUGGCAGCGGCAGCAGUGACAACAUGGUGGUGGUGGUGGUGUUGGUUGUGGAGAUGGUGGAGGACGUGGAGGUUUUGGAGGAGGAGGUGGUUGUGGUGGUGGUGGUGGUGGUGGAGGUGGUGGUGGAGGAGUUGGUGGUUGUGGUAGUGGUGGUGGUGGGGAUGGCGGUUAUGGAGGUGGUGGUGGUGGGGGCAGUGGCAGCAUGGUGGUGGUGGUGGCGUUGGUUGUAG